Molecule: messenger RNA, 495 nt
Organism: Rhizophagus irregularis DAOM 181602=DAOM 197198
Lineage: Eukaryota; Fungi; Glomeromycota; Glomeromycetes; Glomerales; Glomeraceae
Source: RefSeq, a predicted model, not a curated record
ACCGCUCUUCCAGAUAGCUAAGUAAGACUCUAUAUUAAAGAAAUGAAUGCUUCUUCUAAUGUCAUACUGUCUACUGAUCCUAACGAAUCAUACAAGGAUUUCACCUCACGUCCCAUAGUGCGAAUUCAAAAAAGAAGAAAUAUUUUCGCGCCUACAUUUGGGCAAGUUCUAAUUAAUCCCUCAACAACUAAUAUGAGUACUUUGAAUCAAGACAAUACUCGUCUUUGUCUUGAGACUCCUCCACCAGAACCUAUCAGACCUAAUUGUGAUUUUACUCCAAAGCCUAUUGUACGGCCUCGAUCGAGAAAUGAGUAUACUCCACCCACGCCUGGGCAAUAUUAACUUUUAUAAUUUUUUUUUUUAAACAUAUACAUAUAGUAGUAUUUUUUGUUCGUCUUUUUUUUUUAUUAUUUGUUCUUAUACUUAAAAAACAAUCAUGGACCUAUAUAUAUUACAUUAUUUUGUAUAUGACAGUAUUUACAUACAAUAACUAGU